AAGAACGUCGUCGUGUUUGAUAAGAAUGCUGAGCACAUUAUUGCCACGCUGAAGGGUCACACCAAGAGAGUCACCAGCGUGGUCUACCACCCCUCCAGGUGAGCCUGCACUUCGGUGGUGUUCUCUGCCUCUCCCGACACCACGAUUCGGAUCUGGUCAGUUCCGUCCCAGUCCUGUGUUCAGGUGGUUCGGGCUCACGAGGGCCCGGUGACGGGGCUGAGCCUCCACGCCACGGGGGACUACCUGCUGAGCGCCUCCGAGGACCAGUACUGGGCUUUCUCUGAUGUGCAGACCGGUCGAAUUCUUACGAAGGUCACUGACGAAACCGCUGGCUGUGCGCUGACCUGCGCCCAGUUCCACCCCGACGGUCUCAUCUUCGGAACUGGAACCCUGGACUCGCAGAUUAAGAUCUGGGAUUUGAAGGAGCGCACGAAUGUGGCUAACUUCCCCGGUCACUCGGGUCCGAUCACCACCAUCGCCUUCUCGGAGAACGGCUACUACCUGGCAACCGCGGCCGACGACUCGUCCGUGAAACUGUGGGAUCUGAGGAAGCUGAAGAACUUCAAGACCAUCCAACUGGACGACCACUACGAGGUGAAAUCUCUCAUCUUUGAUCAGAGUGGCACCUACCUGGCUAUUGGAGGAACAGACAUCCGAAUUUACAUGUGCAAGCAGUGGAGCGAGGUGCUGAGCUUCACAGAGCACGGUGGGGUCGUCACUGGGGUGGCGUUCGGGCAGCACGCGCAGUUCCUCACCUCCACUGGGAUGGACCGAAGCCUCAGGUUUUACAGCCUGUGAGAAAAGCCGCCGGAGCUCCCCCUGCUGGUCCACAGCGGUGCUGCAGCAGAGCAACACUGCACAGUUUGAAUAUGAAUUUACUGUACUGAGACACAGACAGACAGACAGACACACAGACAGACACACAGACAGACACACAGAGAGAGACACACAGACAGACACACACACACAGACAGACAUACAGACACACAGACAGACAGACAUACAUACAGACACACAGACAGACAUACAGAGAGAGACACACAGACAGACAUACAGAGAGAGACACACAGACAGACAUACAGAGAGAUGAACAGACACACACCCCCGAUUGACCGGACGAGGGGCGCCAGUGUCUGUGGGGGGUGAUUUUCCCCAUUCGGAGUGAAACAGCAGCUGGGGGGGGGGGUGUGAGGAUCGAUCUCCCGCUCCUCCGAGGACUCUGCGGAGAGAACCAGCGAACCCACACAAACCCCAGCCGCUGUUUCUGUCCUCCCUCGCUUCACUCUGCGCGGGGGAAAGUGCACACCGCCUCCCCUCGUCCGCGGAGCCCGUUCUCCUCCAAUCACAGAGCAGGGGAACCCCGCGGCUCAGCGCAAACUCCGUCCGCUUCGAUCCCACAACUAGAAGAGGUUUUAGCGUGAAGAUGAGCUUCUGUGUUUUUGUUUGUUAGUUGUUUUGAAAUGGUUUUCCUCUUGUGUUGGGAGAGCUGUUGUUUUGGGGGGGGGGGGGUCGGGG
Messenger RNA from Acipenser ruthenus (sterlet), 1515 nucleotides. RefSeq names its product pre-mRNA processing factor 19 (gene prpf19). Gene Ontology annotation, biological process: mRNA splicing, via spliceosome; DNA repair. Gene Ontology annotation, cellular component: U2-type catalytic step 1 spliceosome; Prp19 complex; cytoplasm. Gene Ontology annotation, molecular function: protein binding; ubiquitin protein ligase activity. The record is from RefSeq and is a predicted model, not a curated record. NCBI's taxonomy places the organism in Eukaryota, Metazoa, Chordata, Actinopteri, Acipenseriformes, Acipenseridae.